This is a messenger RNA of Scatophagus argus, 3397 nucleotides long. RefSeq names its product WASP like actin nucleation promoting factor a (gene wasla). The transcript is spliced from 11 exons. The record is from RefSeq and is a predicted model, not a curated record. Gene Ontology annotation, biological process: actin filament organization; regulation of Rho protein signal transduction. Gene Ontology annotation, molecular function: actin binding; small GTPase binding. Bases 485 to 2134 code for a protein of 549 amino acids. NCBI's taxonomy places the organism in Eukaryota, Metazoa, Chordata, Actinopteri, Scatophagidae.
CUCUUUUGACUUGAUAUUACUAUUAAAUCUUGUCCUUCUCUGUGUGUGUGUUCACUUGCUUCACCAUGUUAUCCAUAUUACAGUGGAUGGUUCUGAAGUUUGCCGAAACCAGUAACCCCUCUCAUCUCGCUUUAAAGUGGUCUGCUCCGUCUUGCUGCCAUGUUGGAUGUACGCAACGCUGCUGCAGCUUCUGAGUUUCCGAUUGAAAGUUAACCGUUUAUCCGCGUAUAGCUACACAGCGAGCCCGUAUUAUUGUUAUUUAACGCCACACGGAGAAGCUGAAGUUCUGUUUUCAGCAGGAGCAAGCCUGGAAAUACCCCCGUCCUCCUCCGCCCUCCAGCCGGGAGUCGGACUCAGUGGAGAUGAUCCGGUUGCUGUGGCCUGCAACCGGAGCCCGCAUGGAUUUUUUGUAAUCAGUAGUGUUUGCUUAGUCCGUCCGGGGAUAGCUGCAUCGUUUCGGUGUUAACUCGAAGAAUCGGGAGCCAUGAACAGCCACCCGCCGCCCCGCAGAACUGUUAACGUCGGCUCCAUUCUCCUGACCCCGCAGGAGAACGAGUGCCUGUUCGGCUACCUGGGCAGGAAAUGCGCCACUCUGUGUUCGGCGGUGGUCCAGGUUUACGGCGCAGACCGGAGCUGCAGCUGGGUGAAGAGGUGCUGUGGAGUGGCCUGUCUGGUCAAAGACAACCCACAGAGGUCCUACUUCAUCAGGGUGUUUGACAUCAAGGAGGGGAAGACCAUGUUUGAACAGGAACUGUACCAUAACUUUGUCAUCAGCAGCUCCAGAUCCUACUUCAUCUCAUUUGCAGGAGAUAGCUGUCAGAUCGGCCUGAACUUUGCGAGCGAAGAAGAGGCCAAAAGAUUCAGAGCUGCCAUCAAUGACCUGCUCAACCGAAGACAACGCAAAACCGAGAAGAGAGGUGACCCUAAAAAUGGUCCAGCUCUGCACAUGGCCACGGUGGACAUCAAGAACCCGGAGAUCAACAACGUCCGCUUCCACAACUCGCACAGCCACCAGCAGCCGUACCACCUCAACAACAUGCUGAGCCACAGCGGGCUCACCCGCAAGGACAAGAAGACCAAAGGCAAGAAGAAGAAGCUGACCAAGGCGGACAUCGGCACGCCCAGCAACUUCCAGCACAUCGGUCACGUGGGCUGGGAUCCAAACACAGGUUUCGAUCUGAACAAUCUGGACCCUGAACUGAAGAACCUGUUCGACAUGUGCGGCAUCUCCGAGGCUCAGCUGAAGGACCGAGAGACGUCCAAGGUCAUCUACGACUUCAUCGAGAAGAAGGGAGGGGUGGAGGCUGUGAAGAACGAGCUGAGGAGGCAGGCACCCCCUCCACCUCCCUCUCGUGGCGGUCCUCCUCCUCCUCCUCCGCCCCUGCACAGCUCAGCACCGCCCCCUCCUCCUCCGCCAUCCAGAGGGAGCCGUGGAGCCCCUCCUCCCCCUCCUCCAUCCAGAGCCCCCGCCUCAGCUCCUCCUCCACCGCCUCCCUCUAGACCAGGAACUCUUGGUGCUCCGCCUCCUCCACCUCCUCCCACCAGAGGAGGUCACCAGCCCCCGCCUCCUCCCCACCAUCACCACCACCAGCCUCCUCCUCCUCCUCCUCCUCCAUCCUCCUCGCACUCAUCUGUCGCCCCCCAAGCCCCACCCCCUCCGCCUCCCCCAUUGGCCCAGCAUUCUCCACUAAGCAGCAGUGGUGGUUCUGCCCCUGCUCCACCCCCUCCACCUCCUCCUCCACCUCCUCCCCCUGGCCCACCUCCCCCUCCGGAUCUGGAUGGCGUCGGUGGAGGCGGAGACUCUCCUCACUCGCCGAGCCCCGGCGGGAAGUCGGCGCUGCUGGAGCAGAUCAGAGGAGGAACCCAGCUGAAGAAGGUGGAGCAGAACAACAGAGCGCCGGCCUCCAGCGUGGGACGAGACGCCCUGCUGGACCAGAUCCGACAGGGGAUCCAGCUCAAGACCGUGUCCGAUCAUCCAGAGUCCAGUCCUCCAACACCAGCUCCCACUGCCGGCAUCGUCGGCGCUCUCAUGGAAGUGAUGCAGAAGAGGAGCAAAGCCAUCCAUUCCUCAGACGAAGACGAGGAUGACGAAGACGACGAGGACUUCGAAGACGACGACGAGUGGGAGGACUAGCGAGCGUUGGUCUCCUGAACCCCGAGCCCCUCUGCACCUCCCGCUGGCACUAAAAUGUCUCCUCCAAAUCUUCCAGCACCUGACUCGAGCUCUAAUGUAAAUGUUGUAUGAAUCGGCUGUAUAUUUAUUUUUGCCUUUUUUUUGUUUUUGCUUUUUGUUUUUUAUGACGAUUCUAAUUAAUCUGUGCAAUACCUCAUCCGUUAAAUCUGCCACCUCGUCGUUAAGGAGCGCGCGCUUCCCGCCGCCCGUCCUUACAAAGCACUUAACGCAGCCGGCUUCAUGUCUUUAUCAAUAAUCGAUCAUAUGAAACGGGAGCCGCUCCCCGCUGGGGCGACUCUGAAUCGGACACUUCGUGUGCUCCUUGGGAAAUACUUCUUGUGUUAAUCUCUUCGUGUUGUCGUUCCCGGGUUCGGGGGGCGGGACGAGCAGCGACCAAACGGGCGGGAUCCCCUUCGCGUUUGACGGCCGGCGGCUCAGACGUGAGUUGACGCUACGUCCUUAACGUGUUUCCUACUUUGUCACGAACCCUUUGACCAAAAUGCGGCGGCUCGGUCGCCUCGUGUGGAUUUUCAGCUUUUUGUUUUUUAUGAAGUCAAAGCCGUUUAUUUGCACACAGUUUAUACGAUAGUUCAGUUUUGUGUUUUUUCAGGUGUGUGUGUUUUGUCCAAUGGUUUUUAUUUCAUUUCAAGCAGGUUACAGUGAACACUUUUUAAAGCUAAAGAUUUUGUUACAUGGUGACAUGACUGACUUCCUUUGUCUUAAUACAGAAACACACACACACACACACACACAGAGUGGCGUCUGUGAAGCGAACGUUUUGUUCUUCCUGUCUGGUUGGUUGUUUUUGUUGUGACAUCAUUCCGUUAUUUCCUGCGGGAGGAAACCUUAUCGGCGCUCAGUAUUUCAAAUACCGCAUCACGCAGAGAAACUAAAAGAUAUGAAAACUCUUCAUCCUCUUCCGUCCUUCAGUUAACAAACUUAAUUUUAUGCAAUGCGACUGUAAAUGCCUCCGUAUGGAGAAUAAUAAUAAAAAGAUAUAAAAACAGCAAAUAAUAAUAUUGAACCAAAUGUGGCAUUUGCGAGCAGCUCGUGGCGUCGCGGUGGCUGUGAUCCUCGGUGUGCGCGCUCGUUUUAACCGCCCAGCGAGGCCCGAUGCUGCACCGAGCAGCCGAGAUACCGACAGAGAACCUGUGAAAAGGGUCGGGGGGGACAAUGAGAAUACUAAAUUGUAUACUGAAAUAAAUGUUAAUAUUUACAGAGAAA